Messenger RNA from Benincasa hispida (wax gourd), 1142 nucleotides. RefSeq names its product protein PHOSPHATE-INDUCED 1-like. Lineage: Eukaryota; Viridiplantae; Streptophyta; Magnoliopsida; Cucurbitales; Cucurbitaceae. The record is from RefSeq and is a predicted model, not a curated record.
CCCACUGGAUCCCCCAACUACAAAUACACACACUCCCAUUUCUCUCCUCUUCAAAUUUCAAACUUCAAACCCACUUUUGUUCAAUGGCAUUCUCCAUUUUUCUUCCUCUCUUCCUUUCUUUACUUCCUUUCUCCUCAUCUACUAGAUCAUUCCCCAAUGCCCAACCUCAACAACUUCUCUUCCAUUACCACAACGGCCCUCUUCUCAGCGGCGACAUAUCCCUUAAUCUCAUUUGGUAUGGCAAUUUCAAGGCUUCCCAAAAAGCCAUUGUCAUCGAUUUCCUCUCUUCCCUUUCUUCUUCCAAACCCAUCUCUCCAAAUCCCUCUGUUUCCACUUGGUGGAACACCAUUCACAAUUAUUAUACCAACUCCAAUUCCAAACCCCUCUCUCUCUCAUUAGCCUCCCAAAUUCAACUCCCCGAUUACUCCCUUGGCAAAUCUCUUACCAAUUCCCACAUUCUCGCUCUCGCUUCCAAGGGUGGCCAGACCAAUGCAAUCAAUCUCGUCUUCACCGCCCCCGAUGUCACCGUCGACGGAUUCUGUUUCAACAAAUGCGGCUCCCACGGAUCCUCUCUUGGAGCUCCCAUCAACGGAAAGCCCCACAGAUUUGCAUACAUUUGGGUGGGCAAUUCCCAAACCCAAUGUCCUGGUUACUGCGCUUGGCCCUUCCACCAGCCCCUGUACGGCCCCCAGACUCCGCCGCUGGUCGCACCCAACAACGACGUCGGGAUGGACGGUCUUGUGAUUAACCUCGCCGCUCUUCUCGCUGGGACUGUUACCAAUCCCUUUGGGAAUGGGUUCUAUCAGGGUCCUAAGGAAGCUCCGCUGGAGGCGGCGUCGGCCUGUACCGGAAUCUUUGCCAAGGGUUCUUACCCUGGCUUUCCUGGGGAGCUUCUUGUUGAUUCCGUCACCGGAAGGAGUUACAAUGCCAAUGGUCGGAAUGGCCGGAAAUAUCUGCUUCCGGCGCUGUUUGAUCCCAACACUUCCGCUUGUUCUACUCUCGUUUGAUACCUACUUUCGGCUACCUGUUUAAACGACGGCGUACAAAAAUGUUCGGUUCUGGGAGAUUUAUUGGAUUAAUUUAUUUAUUCGUUCCAUGGAUUUAUUCGAUUAAUACAUAAUUUAUUUAUAGUGUAAUUUUUA